Molecule: messenger RNA, 3176 nt
Organism: Tuber aestivum (summer truffle)
Lineage: Eukaryota; Fungi; Ascomycota; Pezizomycetes; Pezizales; Tuberaceae
Source: the annotation of a GenBank genome assembly
AUGGCAUCUCUACCACUUACCCCGGCCAUUGCCACUCGUUCACCGACGGAUACCGGUCCUCCACUGUACCCAUCUGCUCCAACAUCUCCAUCUCCCUUUUCAUCAAGCCAACAACUUGGGAGGCUAGAAGUCGAGCAUGACCCUUUCAUCUCGGACAAUGAAGCACCACCACCACGGGUUCGUCCCCGCUUAUCGCCGUCCACAUCGCAGGCCCUCCGUAGGUUCGGGCUCUCCCGCGUGUUUCACACUCGGUCAAUGUCCCAAUCCUCCAAAUCCUCCAAAAUCUCUCCCGACCGCUUCAUCCCAAACAGGGCAAACAUACAGAGCUUUCGAAUGAGUGCACCGGCGCACCUACUCUCCAAUAACGAGAGACUUCUAAGAAGGAGUAUUAGCAGCAGUAGUGUGGACCGUAGCAUCUCCCCCAAUAGUCUGGUCAAUAGCCCUAACGAUGUAAACAUCGAUGGCUCGCCAAUCAGCUACCGACCCGGUAACUUGAACCGGAGGAUUAGUGCUGGUGCUGUUGGUGUGUUUGGCAUAGGUGUUGGUGCAGCGUCCAGGAGGGAGGAGCCCAGGCCGAGAGGGAGGGAGGUGACCAUAAACGUUUUCGGGGAUAAAACAAGUCCGGAGGUUGACAUGGAAAGGCAUGAGAGGAGGCUUUCCGCCGCACUGGGUGUGGAUAGGAGUGCUAAAGUGCUGAGUUUUGCCCGCGAGAACGAACCAACCAGGGAUGGCCAUGGGAGGAAGGGAGGGGUUAUGGGUGCCCCUGGAAGUGAGACUAUCAGUGAUAUGCUCUGGGGACAUGUGUUGGAGGCGGAAGGCCGUGGGUCCCCCUUUGCUAUGAUCCCUUCUCGAGUAUCUCCCCCCCCCUCUCUCUAAUGCAUUCCGCUUCAGGUGAUUCAGCACCACAGGUCUCUCCAUCUCGCAGAUGCCCUAGGAGAGCUAUUCCCACUACCCCGUUCAGGGUCCUGGAUGCCCCGGGCCUCCGGGAUGAUUAUUACUGUUCGCUCAUUGCAUACUCCCCCGCCACACACUCUUUGGUUGUUGGGCUUCACACGGAUGUAUAUAGUUGGACAGAGGCGAGUGGAGCUCGCCCAUUCGAGGCUUGGUCGAACUCUCACGUUACCGCCCUGGCUUUUUCUUGCUUCCAAGGGAAGCGCAAUAUCCUAGCGAUUGGUCGGAUCGAUGGUUCGCUCAGCCUCUGGAACCCGGCGGAGCCCACCCCACGGCUCGAGCGAACGCACGACGCUGGUGUCGCUUGUUUGGCCUGGAAGCCUGUCGUCUCCUGCCGCCCAGAUUUCGGGUUACCACCUUCAGUUGGCUUUUCCUUCAGCGAUCGUCGUUCCCAAUCGGCCUCGGCAAUGGCUGAGACCGAAGAGCUGCUAGUCGGCGAUGAGUUUGGUAACGUUUACUACUACUCGAUUGAGUGGGGCAAGUUCCGCGAGGGCCUUCCCGCGCCGGCAUCUCAUGCGUCCAUCGCCCUUCUCCGGAGGAUUGUGGUUCACUCUCAGCAGAUUUGCGGGUUGGCAUGGAGCGGGGACGGAGAACAGUUCGCAACGGGUGGCAAUGAUAAUGUGGCUUGUCUCUUUGGCACUGCUGAUGUAAUCCGCACCCGGAGUGGAGGUGUGAGAGGUCAUGAAGUCACGCCUCUGGAAGGGGGAGAGAAGCAUAGGUGGGCCCAUGGGGCCGCCGUCAAAGCGAUUGCCUUUUGCCCAUGGCAAAAGAGCUUACUUGCUACAGGUAUGAUCUAGCUACUAUACUCCCCCCUCCCCCCCCAUACCGGAUCACGACCGCUAAAUUAGUACCUACAGGUGGUGGUUCCAAUGAUCGCUGUAUCCAUUUCUUCCACACCUUUUCCGGGGCAACAUUAGCUACUAUUAACGUCUCUGCACAAGUCACAUCUCUCCUCUGGUCUAACAGCCACCGCGAGAUUGCUGCAACGCUCGGAUACGCCAAUCCUGAGCAUCCCAUUCGCAUUGCGGUUUUCAGCUGGCCCGAGUGCAGGCAGGUGGUCCAGAUACCCUGGCAGGAGGAUAUGAGAGCACUGUAUGCCGUCGCCUAUCCAGGAGGCCCCAAUGACGACUCUCUACCCGGCUCUUCAGCUGCUGCCACAUCUGAAGACACGGAAAGCAUUCUCGAGGAUGUUAGCGCAGCUAGUGGAUCCAUCAUCACAGGAGGUGGCGGUCGCCGUCGCAGGGAAGCCAGAGGAUCGCGCGAGAGAAACAAGCACGCAAAUAGAGUCGAGGGCUGCAUCGUCGUAGCUGCAAGCGACGAGACGGUCAGAUUCCACGAAGUCUGGAGCGAAACCAGGCGUGGGGUUCUCGGGUGGAGGGGCGUCCUCGGGGGAAGUGACAUCCUGGAAGGUCUUGAAGGAAUCGAAAAGGAUGGCGCAGAGACCAUCAGGUGAAGUUUUUCGUUUUUUUUUUGCUUUUCCUGUCCCGCUCUUCGUUUUCUGCAACCGAAGCCUUGGGAUUAUCAUUCGCAUGCAGAUUCUGGUUGCUUUCCCAUCCCGGUUCUGGCUUUUAUCCAUCCAAUCGCGAUGAAUCUGGUGGAUCACUGUACUGUCUCUACUGUUUCUUUUUCUUUUUCUCUCUUUUUUACUUCUUUUUUUUCUCUCUUCCUGUGCUUUGCUUGACCGACCGACUUUACUUGGCUGGACUUUCUCGCUGCUGGAGUUAUUGGCUAAUGCUUCCUCCCCUCCCCCCCUUUUUUCUUUUUCUCCAACCUACAUUGCUGCACCUUUUCACUCCCCUCCUCAUUUCUUUGUCAAAGACAUUGGCGGAGAUGGGAUGACGAUGAAGAAAAGAUGAUGAUAGGAUCCAUUAUAUAGACGGAUGGAUCGAUGGACGCAUAGACAUGCUGAAACGGAACAAACAAACAAGCAAGCAAGCAAGGAGUCCUGCCUACCUAAUGCUCGAGUAUAGUACACCAUAGUACUAGGCAAAAAACAAAAAAGGGGGAACGGGGAUUCCGAUCUGCACGUACAGUACAUAGAUAUCAGCUUCAAUGGAUACCAUAGCCUAGCUUGGUUUAAUAAUGCGGUAGCAACAACUACCGUACUACUAUGGCACAAGGACGCUCGCUGAAAUGACCCACUAUAUCUGGUGCAUAAUUGAAUUGACAUAACACGGGUCAUAUGAUAAGUUUGUCUAUCACGUUAUGAUAUCCAUAAGAAUAAC